Messenger RNA from Physella acuta, 569 nucleotides. Its product is annotated as small ribosomal subunit protein eS12-like. Gene Ontology annotation, molecular function: structural constituent of ribosome. Gene Ontology annotation, biological process: translation. Gene Ontology annotation, cellular component: ribosome. The record is from RefSeq and is a predicted model, not a curated record. Lineage: Eukaryota; Metazoa; Mollusca; Gastropoda; Physidae.
UUUUUUAAUUAACCCUAUUUUCGUUUUCAUUAUCGCCUUUCCUUUUCCUGUUUCAUGUUACGAGACAAGGGACAUCUUUGAGGAUAUCCGUUUCAACAUGUCUGACGCGGAAGGAGACGAUGUCCCAACUGUGGGUGCUGUUAUUUCUAAUGCUCCAAUGGACAUUUACGAGGCCCUGCAAGAGGUUCUGAAAACUGCCCUUAUACAUGAUGGAUUAUGUCGGGGAGUAAAAGAAGUAACCAAAGCACUUGACAAACGACAAGCUCAUUUGUGUGUUCUGGCCAACAGUGUAGAUGAACCUUUAUACUCUAAGCUUAUUGAGGCGCUUUGUGCUGAACAUGGCAUCAACCUCCUUAAGGUUGACGAUGCCAAAAAGCUUGGUGAAUGGGCUGGUCUUUGUAAACUGGACAAAGAAGGCAAAGCAAGAAAGGUCAAUGCUUGUGGAGCCGUAGUUGUUAAGGACUAUGGUAAGGAGUCACAAGCACUUGACGUUGUGAAGGAAUAUUUCAAGUCCAAGUGAAUGUUAUCAACAGUUGGGAAUUCAAAAUAAAAUUGGGACUAUUAACAAA